Centropristis striata (black sea bass) is the source of this 1166-nucleotide messenger RNA. Its product is annotated as protein AF-17-like. The coding region runs from base 79 to 1101 and encodes 340 amino acids. NCBI's taxonomy places the organism in Eukaryota, Metazoa, Chordata, Actinopteri, Perciformes, Serranidae. The transcript is spliced from 5 exons. The record is from RefSeq and is a predicted model, not a curated record.
CAGAGGAGCCACAUUCACCUCACAGCACAGAGCUUCUGUCAAUAAUCUGCACAGUCUUCUGCUCAGGACAAGGCAAACAUGGUUUAUGGACUGUCUUUAAGCAUAUCUUGGAUCUGUCUGCUGAUUAGCAGUGGUUCUUGUUUUCCUACUGCAAAAGGAGACUACAAAUAUCCCUACACUGCUCCCAGAGGCUUCAGUGGUGAUGCUGCUCCAAGAACAUCCCCUCUUAAUCCAGGCUCACGGGCUGCUCUGCUGGACCUGCAGUAUGGCCAAUCUGCUGGCUAUCAGCAGCCUUCCCAACAGCCCGGCGCUCCCACUGGAAACCAGUCCCCAUCUGGUGUGGGAGGUCCCAGUGUGGUCCUAGGCACGUCACCAAGUUAUGAGCCAAACAGGUUCCUCGUGAGUUCUGGAUCCAGCUCUAACAAACCCUUCAGUGGUCCUGAAGUUCCUUCCCAGGGUGCCGGGUACGUCAGCCCUCCUCGACCUGCCAACACUGGAAGCUUUUCUGUGAAGCCUCAAGCUGCUGGUGGUGCAGCAUCUGACCCAGUCUAUGCAGCUCCAGCGUACUCUAAUUCCAGGUACAUGGCACCAACCUUGGACUUUGGUGAUGGACCUGUUCCUUACAUCGGUGAUCCUACUGCCUUCAACUAUGGUUAUGGAUCUUCUAAUGCCAAUGCAAACACUGGUCCAGCAACUUAUUACACAGCUGACACCAGCAGCUAUGGUUCUUACUACGCUGCUCCUGAAACCUCCAGCUAUGGUUCUGAUUCUGCUCCUGGCCUUCCUUGGGUUGAACAGCCAAUUGAAACCUCGUUCUCCGACCCCAGCAACUGGCUGCCACGAGGUGAUUUCCCAGACUUCAGCGUCUGGGGGUCUAAUGCCAACUCCAAGAUGUCCAAGACUGCUGAGAGUGAGGAGGAGACUUCCCCCAUACCGUCUUCAACCUACAUCAUCCAGUCCAGAAACGGCUACCUGCGAGGACUGGAAUACAGGUCCCACACUAACUACGCCCCAGAGGACCCGGAACCACUAGUGUUUGUCGCUGAGCCUGUCACAGCACCUCGACCAGCUGCUCCUUCCAAAGGAGGAAAGAAGAUCUAAUGAGCAGUAGCGGAUCAGCAGAGCAUCUGAAACUUGUAAAGGUUUUAAUAAAAUCUCUAACCAGA